Molecule: messenger RNA, 390 nt
Organism: Rotaria sp. Silwood1
Lineage: Eukaryota; Metazoa; Rotifera; Eurotatoria; Philodinida; Philodinidae
Source: the annotation of a GenBank genome assembly
AUGCAUACAGCAGUUAUAUCAAAUACAGCUGGAAGAAAUAUUGAUCAAUGGGCUCGACCAUUACGUGCAAAUGAUUUUGAAUUAUUAUGUAAAAAUGGAACACGUAAAACAAUUGAAGCUUAUAAAAGUUGUCAUUUACUUCGAGUUCCAGCUAGAAAUAUGCUUAAUUUUGCUCAACAAUUAUUUGGAUCUGAUACAAAUAAAGAAUUUGCAAUGUUUGAUUCAUUUUAUGAACAUCCAGAUUUAAUGUUUCUUAAUGAUGCAACAGUGCAAUUAACAUGUAUAACAACAAGUCUUGAUGAUUAUCUUAGUCCAGAUAUAAUACAAUUAUUACAUCGUACUGAUCCACAAAUGUAAGUGUUAUAUUGUCCAAUUGGAAACAAUUAUUAG